AUGGUAACUAAUAUCAAGGACACCAAGGGAUGCCCAAAAGAAUUAACACAGCUAAACACUUUUCGGCAAUUUCCUCUUCUAUGCAAAACACAGCCAGCAUUAGCUAUUGUAGCUUAUGAAGGUAUUUUGGAAGCUAUGGAUGAGUGUAGACAACAAAUGAAGUUUGAACGUUGGGAUUGUUCUCAUUCUGGGACUAUAUUGCACGAACCUGCACUUACUAAACAUUGUAAUAUUGCUUAGGUUUUGAGUCCUAAACUUGAUUUUGUGAACUUAGGAUUUAAGCUUUGGUGGAUUUCUCAAAGGGGGAUUUUGGUUUAAUAUAGUUAGGUUGGUGUAAAUAUAAGGAUUGAUUAAGAAGGUAGGUAUGAAGGGAUUAGUGGAGAUCAUGGCGUUUUUGAAGAUUGUCUCUUGCGCCCGCCACUGGUGGAGAUCAAAAGCAAUAUCAAGUGGACUAAGAAUCGAGGGGAUUAAGAUAUAGGGAUUAAAAGUGAUAUAGGUUAUCGAUGA
This is a messenger RNA of Meloidogyne enterolobii, 507 nucleotides long. The record is from the annotation of a GenBank genome assembly. NCBI's taxonomy places the organism in Eukaryota, Metazoa, Nematoda, Chromadorea, Rhabditida, Meloidogynidae.